AUGGCCAUUUCAGAUAUUUUGAACCGCCGUGUGCGGGCAAGGCCAGGUGAUGAGGAGGAGGAGGACGUCUACUCCUCAGGCUCUGGGGAAGAAGACUCUCAAGACGAGAACGAGGAUGGAGAGGAUGUGGAUUCGGACGACGAUCAAUCACAAGAGGAUGAUGCCUCGGGUUCCAACGAUGAAGGCGACGAUGACGAAGACUCUGACGACAAUGCCGAGGGAGAUAGUUCCGAUGAAGACGACAACAAAGAUGAUUUCCAAGCAUCUCUCAGUAACAUCUCGUUCGGUGCUUUAGCAAAGGCCCAGGCAUCUAUGGGUCCUAAAAAGCGAAAGGAGAAAGCCGAUGAAUCUACAACUGCCUCCCCGCUCGACGAUAUCCGCGCCAAGAUCCGCGAAGCUCGCGAACAGAAACGGGAAGCCGAGGCCAAAGCGCUCGGUUCCAAGGAUAAGAAAGACAAAGAGUCUCGCAAAUCCAAGCACGCACCCAUGGAACAAUCAUCCAAGCGUGCUGUCACUAGAAGACGAACAGUUGUGGAGCCUCCGGCCGUCGCUAAGGCUCGUGAUCCGCGGUUUGAUGCGGCAGUUAUGGGCUACAGUGGUGCGGGACGGUACUCGGAAGGAACAAGCAAAGCAUACGCAUUCUUGGACGAGUAUCGGGCGUCCGAGCUGAAGGAUCUCAAGGAGCAAUUCAGCAGGACCAAGAAUCCGGCACAAAAGGAGGCGCUGAAGGCGCAGAUUCGGUCUGCAACAGAUAGAAUGAAGGCCGACGAGAGCAAGAAGCGCGAGCGGGAGGUCAUGGCCGAACAUAAGAAGCAUGAAAAGCAGUUGAUUCGUGAGGGCAAGAAGAGCAACCCGUACUUCUUGAAGAAAUCGGACCUGAAGAAACAGGUUCUGGAGAAGAAGUACGAGUCUAUGAAGUCCAAGGACCGGGCCAAGGCCAUGGAACGUCGGCGCAAGAAGAUGGCUUCCAAGGAGCGCAAGGAGAUGCCCUGGGAACGCCGUGGAAUGGGUGGCGAUGACGAGCCUCCAAAUUUUGGCAAGCGUCGGCGACUUGCUUAG
This is a messenger RNA of Penicillium pulvis, 1059 nucleotides long. RefSeq names its product putative pre-rRNA processing protein (gene rrp36). The record is from RefSeq and is a predicted model, not a curated record. Lineage: Eukaryota; Fungi; Ascomycota; Eurotiomycetes; Eurotiales; Aspergillaceae. The coding region runs from base 1 to 1059 and encodes 352 amino acids. Gene Ontology annotation, cellular component: nucleolus; 90S preribosome. The transcript is spliced from 2 exons. Gene Ontology annotation, biological process: maturation of SSU-rRNA from tricistronic rRNA transcript (SSU-rRNA, 5.8S rRNA, LSU-rRNA).